This is a messenger RNA of Rhagoletis pomonella (apple maggot), 411 nucleotides long. Its product is annotated as endocuticle structural protein SgAbd-6-like. The transcript has 2 exons. Gene Ontology annotation, cellular component: chitin-based extracellular matrix. NCBI's taxonomy places the organism in Eukaryota, Metazoa, Arthropoda, Insecta, Diptera, Tephritidae. Gene Ontology annotation, molecular function: structural constituent of chitin-based larval cuticle. Bases 1 to 405 code for a protein of 134 amino acids. The record is from RefSeq and is a predicted model, not a curated record.
AUGGUGAAAUUCGUGGCACUCUUUGCUUGUCUCGCCAUCGCUGCUGUCUCAGCAGCCCCAACCGAUACCCCACCAGUUGCAUACGAAGUGGUGCCCAUCUUAAAAUCAGAAAUGAACAAGCACGAAGAUGGCUCAUACGAUGUGCACUACGAAGGUGGUGAUGGUACCAGUCGCCAGGAGCAAGCUAGUGUUGUUGAUGAGGGUACCGAAGAUGAAGCACUCGAAGUUAAAGGAUCUUACAAAUACAUCAACUCUGAGGGUGAAGAAGUGGAGGUGUUCUACACUGCUGGCAAAAAUGGUUUCGUACCCUAUGGUUCGAUCAUCAAUGCAGAAAUCUCAGCUGUUGCGGAGGCUGCCAAGGAUUUACCUAAGGAAGAAGUUGAGCCAAAAAAGAAAUCGGUGUAAAUGCGU